Molecule: messenger RNA, 7556 nt
Organism: Anopheles merus
Lineage: Eukaryota; Metazoa; Arthropoda; Insecta; Diptera; Culicidae
Exons: 2
Coding region: 301-6987 (2228 amino acids)
Molecular function (GO): protein binding
Source: RefSeq, a predicted model, not a curated record
CGUACGAGCUCUGUAAAACGGCUGAUAUGACGAACAUUCCAAUGACCCAAACGACGACAACUUCCAUACGAACCGUUCAAUUGUACGCAGUAAACCACACCAGACGGUAGUACGAGCACACUCAGCAGUGAUAAAAGUGUUUUAAAAUGAAUCAAUGGUACCUUUCGUGUAAUUCCUCCAUUUUGAAAAGAUUGAAAGUGCAGUUCUGUGUAAAUGUGCAAAACGAUAAGCAAUAAAUUCCUCGUAUUUCUGGGUUCAACGUGACACUGCGAUCUUCGAACGAUCAUACGCAAAUAAAACAUGGAGUCCCAAGAAAUCAACAUAUCCAACGUGCCAGAAAACAGACAAGCAGCAUCCAGCGGUGGAUCAAGACCUGCAAAAAACGUUGCAACCAGGAACGGAUCAACUCUGCAUGGUGUUGCUUACCACAUACGACUGACAAUGAUCAUUCUUUUCCGCGCAUACUCAUUGCACCGGCAAGGAAAACUUUCUCAAUUUGAGUUAAAAAUGGAGGUUGCCGAUGCAGGAAAGUUCGAUGACCUCAAGAUUCACUACGCAUCAUCUUCUACUUCUGAAGGAACUGUUUACAUACAAGCCAAACACAAACAGCCAUCCGCAAAGCCAACGAAAACGAAACAAAUGCACCCAAACCAUCCGUACACCCCGACGCUCAGAGAGCGCCCGUCAAUUACGGAAGCAACGCUACUCACGAGAUGGAAUUCUCGUGGUCCAUUUUCAAUUCCUAAAUACUUUAUAUCCUAUCUUGAGGGAUGUGAAAAGUUGUCCUCAGGAGCGCACACAUUCCUGCUGUGCACAAAUGCAACGAUCGACAGCAAACUUAAACAUAAACUAACGUUACAAAAACAUGGCAGCGAGGAUAUACUGUCCUUUUGCGACGACAUAGGAGCAACGUGUUACAGCCUUAACGCAGUAAAUGAGUUUGAUGCCCUGAUUGAUGCAUUGCGGCAAGCAAGUCUAGAGAAGCUUGGGCAGAUGAUCGUACUACAUGUUCGCUAUAACACAAAAAUUGAAUCGAAUUAUUCCUCACUAAACGUUUAUGCCAAUCUAAUACACAGGUGCGUCGAGGAAUUUGGCACAGCGACCGGGAAGUUUAAGUUAAGUCAACGAUUACUCACUGCAUGUGAGUCAUCAGUCAUGGGAAAGCUUCGAGCUGUUCUUGAAAGUGAAUUUAAUAGGCUUAUCAGGGCUAAGCAAAGUGAUGGUAGUUGCGACAACUGGGAGGAUAUGCAAAUCUCGAUCCAUAAAUCUUUCUUUGAACCAGCUUCAAAAGCUACACCAACCACUAUGGAACCUGACACAUUUUACUACGAAAAGGUGGACCAUGUUAUACGGCGAUUUUGCAAAGAGUUUAUGCUUGUAUGUGGAUCCUUAAGCGAGAAACAGCUUUACAAUAGCGUUCUAGAAAGAAUGCCACAAUGGGUGGACGAUAGAGUGACUACGCAUAACAUGCUGUUCCAGCGACUGUUUGAUUCGAUGAAAUUGUCCCAUCCAGUUCCUAUGGAUUUGCAAUAUUUAAAACAACAGUUCAUCCGUAUGAAUGUGAACUAUUGCUUUGCUAAAUUCCAAUUUUCAUCACAGUGUGAUCUUACACUAUGGCAGCUGGAUUAUCGAUAUAUCGUUGUUCGACCAGAUCGACUUCAACACACUGAGCUGUACGAGUUUCUCCGUGAUGAGGCCGUUUAUGAACAUUAUCAAUAUUAUACCACAACGGAUAUCAUAGUGUACUCUCUCAUCGCUUCCCAAACCGUGGCAUUGCUUCAAUGCAAAGCAUUAUUCAUACACUAUGCCGCGAAUGAUUUUAACGAGAAUAUAUGUGAGGUUCUCAGUGUCUUACUAAACUUCAUUUCAGAGGUUGAUCCCUCCACUAGCACCAUAAUAAUGACCAUUGAUCAGUCGAAGAAAAAAGUACUGCCAGAAAUUCAAAGAUAUGCUAAAACAUUUAAGAUAAAGUUCAUAGUAAUCGAAGAAGUACUUGAAGCACGACCCGAUGAAGACCGUUUCUACGUGCGUGAUCUUACCGAUGAGGUACGGCAACAGCUGUACGCUGAACGUUGCAAUCUAACUUUAAAUCUUUUCGAAACCACUGUAUCGCUGAGAGGAAUAGUGACAGAUGACGAUAGCUUAAGUUUUGUUUGUAAUUUAAUUGACAAUUAUCACACACUAAAAAAUAUUACGUAUAUUGAAUCGAAACAACAAAACUUUGAAGCAAUUAAACUCGGCUAUAUUUCACGCACCGUCCUUCCAUACGGUGAAAAAAAUGAAAAGCAUGCAAUAGAACAGGAGGAGUCUACUAACUUUACUUUUAUGUACGAACAAGAAGCACCAGUGGAUGAUAUUCGUUUCAAUAGUGCCAAGUUUUCUCAAAUACUUGAAUCUCUAUCAUUUGUAAAUGAUAUACCAUGCACCAUUCCUGAUGAUUUCAAGCACCACAAUGAAGCAAACGUACAUAUUAUACUUGAUGAAGCUGGCACAGGAAAGACAACAUACUUCACAUGGCUUGCGCAUGCUUUGUCAAUCGAUAAUCCGUUACAGUAUGUGAUACGAAUUAAUGCUUCGCAGUAUUGCACGGACUACAAAAGAUGGCAAGCAUCCGACAUUAAGUUGCUUGAUGACACAACUAUGCUCAGGUUUCUUUACCGCCUUAUUCAUCUUACCUUUUACGUUACGAACGUUUACGGGUUUUCGAUUAAAACAACUGAUGUUGUAAGAAACCAAGGUGAUCGAGCCGCAGAGCUUUUGACGCUAGACAACGGGAAAGUCUAUGUAAAUACAUGUAAAUCAAAAAUUUCUCAAUUAACAUUUGCACAGUUGACGGAGCUAAAAGUAUUCCAGGAUAAAUUCAACAAAAGGCAACUGAUCAUCUUACUCGAUGCGCUUGACGAAACUGCUCCUUUUUAUAAGGAGUUUGUAGUGAAGUUUUUUGGAAGGAUUGCAAAAAUGAAAGGAAUUCGAACUCUGUUCCUUUCCACAAGACCAUACGACUACAUGCAAGAGUUGAAAAAUACAUUCUCUAAUGGUCGAAUGUAUUAUCUUAAACCAUUAACACAGUGCGAGCAGCUGCGAUUUGUUCAUAAUUAUUUGAUGCACGAACUAGAAGAUUACAAACAAUGCGACAAGAGCGAAUGUUGUAAAAUUUUAGGACUCCAAUACGUUCGAUUUGUGCGAUAUUUAGGAGAUUUGAAGCAAAUACCUUUAUUUCUUCAUAUGGCAUGUGUCGUACAACUACCUAUAGCAAAAAAACAUAUUGAUUUUAAACGCCGCACUGUGAAUAUAGCGCAGCUUUUUCAAACAAAUGUAGAUCGUUUAACUAUAAUAGAGCAUUUCAUAGAACGUAAACUAAAAAUUUUAAUAUUUCCAAAAACUGGAAUAGCAGAAUCGGCCUUCCAACGCCCCGACCAGAAAAAGGAUGAUGAAAGGUUUUGCCAAAACAUUAAAAAACGGCACAUUUUAUUGGCCAUGCUAGUAUUAUUCAAUGAAAAGCAAUUAAACGUGCUAAUGUCAACACAAGACAAGCAAAAAAUAAGAAAAAUGAUUGAAGAAGUGCUUGGAGGAAUUGAAAAAACUGGAAUCAUUAUAGGAGUUCAUGAUCAAAAACCUCAGUUUACUCAUCGAAUAUUUGCCGAGUACUUUGCAGCUUGCUGGAUGAUCGAUAACAAGAACCGUUUGAAAAACGAGAGCUUCUUCCGAUCAUGGUCAUAUUGUAGAGCUGAAUUACAUCACAUGCAUGAUUUGUUCAAUCGAAUCAUUCUUAAAGAAAGCAUCGGAUGUGAUCUUCACAUGGCCGUUAUCAAUCAAUUACCAUGGCAGGUUAGUGACUUGCUAUCUACUCACCCAGCAGCAGCAUUAGUGAAAGAUGGCGAGGGUCGAUUGCCGCUUCACUUGGCUGUAAUGUAUCCAUCACUGGAAAUAGUACAUUUAUUGCUCAAUCAAAUGUCCGUUCAGUCCAUCAACACAGUAGAUCAGCUUUUUGGUUGGACGGCCUUGGAUUACGCAUUCGCCUUGCGCAACGAAUUGGCCACCACAAGAAUAUUAUCAGCUGGAGCGACAGUCAACGAGCACAUACUUCUUGAACAAAUACUUUCCAACAGCUUGUAUCACAUAUUAAGAGGUAUACAUGUUUAUGGGAAAUAUCUUAGGUCAAUCGAAAGUUCCAGUACAAUUGCAAAUCACCUUCAAAGUCGUGCGGUCGAUUAUUUACUCAACGAACUUUGUAUUGACAUUACCUCUCGUUUCGACGUACUGAAUUCUCAAACAGUUCUUGAGUUUUGCAUCAGUAAUAAAUAUCAGGAAUUGGCCAAACAAUUUCUGUCCCAAAUCACCGAUCCUCACAAGAUUUCGGAAAAUGAUUACAAUUCAAUCUUCCAGCUGGCAUUCAAGAACAAUGCUCACGAAAUAAUUGUAUAUUUGAUCGAUGACCGUAACAUUCCUCUACCACAACCUAAUGACAUUGCUGGACUCGUCUCUGCUGUUAAAUAUACCAUACAAUUUAAUAUUUUUACUUCGUUCAAAAUUAUCUUUAAACACCUCUGCAUCCUACAAAACAUCCCUCUGAACGAAGAAACUGAUAUUUCUGACGAUUUUUGUUUUUCAACAAUAACAAUCUUGAACGGUAAUCGUCCCCCUAAGGUAUGCUGUGUACGUUCCUCAAGCAACGUUCAAUUACCAUUUCCUGAGUAUCAUGCAAACGAUAUGCUGCAUGACGGAUACGUUUUAGAAGCUCUUCUAGCUUAUGCAGUGUGCAAUGGAAACGCUCCCAUCCUACGAUACAUCCAUCGCAAGGCCAACAUCUCCAUCACCAACAGACUCAUCGCAACGAUCAUGCGACUACUUCCCAAAGAGGAAGGCGUUUGUCACCAGCAGUCGAUGUCUGCAUUCCAAUAUCUUCUUGACAAUACUACCGAUCUGGACAGUAUGGACGAAAAGGGUCGGAAUCUACUACACAUGACUGCUCAAAAUGGUUGUUUUUUCAUGUUGCAUUGUUUAAUUACUCGAGGAUUCGACCUGGCUACAAUAAACCCCAUAAAUGGCCGGAAUGUGUUUUAUUACGCUACAACAAGUGAAGAUAACGAUCGUUCCGAUAAGAUCUUGACAUAUUUGUUUAAAAAUUGCCGAAUGAUAUGGUUUCAUCUAUUCGCUGAAUCGCUACACUGGGGAGCCUGUGAGGUCACUGAAAACAUCUCUUUUAAUAUCAAUGAAACUAAAGAUACAACAAAUAUGAUCAAGCUUACAAAACGGCAAUAUAGUUUGUUGGCUUGGUUGUGUUUGUUACACAAAAAUGAUCCUAAUCCGUUGAAUGACUUGGAACAACAGGAAGCUUUCCAAUGCUUGAAACAGCUAAUUGAAGCCAAACAGAAGACUAUGUUCAUCACUGGAGCUCAUGGUGAUACUCCCCACUUUACUCAUCGCUUAAUUGCUCAGUUCUAUGCGGCUUGCUGGAUGAUCGAUAACAAGAACCGUUUGAAAAACGAGAGCUUCUUCCGAUCAUGGUCAUGCUGGCAUGGUAAAUUGCAUCACAUAGCUAACUUUUUCAACCAAUUCGUUCUUAGCAAAAAUACACGAAAUGAUCUUCACAUGGCUGUUAUCAAUCAAUCAACAGAUCUUGUUCAAAAGAUACUCUCCAACAAUAAAUCAACUGCAUUAGUGAAAGAUGGCGAGGGUAGACUGCCGCUUCAUUUGGCUGUAAUAUACCCAUCACUGAAAAUAGUACAUUUAUUGCUCAAUCAAAUGUCCGUUCAGUCCAUCAACACAGUAGAUCAGCUUUUUGGUUGGACGGCCUUGGAUUACGCAUUCGCCUGGCGCGACGAAUUGGCCACCACAAGAAUAUUAUCAGCUGGAGCGACAGUCAACGAGCACAUACUUCUUGAACAAAUACUUUCCAACAACUUGUAUCACAUAUUAAGUGGUAUACAUGUUUAUGGGAAAUAUCUUAGGUCAAUCGAAAGUUCCAGUACAAUUGCAAAUCACCUUCAAAGUCGUGCGGUCGAUUAUUUACUCAACGAACUUUGUAUUGACAUUACCUCUCGUUUCGACGUACUGAAUUCUCAAACAGUUCUUGAGUUUUGCAUCAGUAAUAAAUAUCAGGAAUUGGCCAAACAAUUUCUGUCCCAAAUCACCGAUCCUCACAAGAUUUCGGAAAAUGAUUACAAUUCAAUCUUCCAGCUGGCAUUCAAGAACAAUGCUCACGAAAUAAUUGUAUAUUUGAUCGAUGACCGUAACAUUCCUCUACCACAACCCAAUGACAUUGCUGGACUCGUCUCUGCUGUUAAAUAUACCAUACAAUUUAAUAUUUUUACUUCGUUCAAAAUUAUCUUUAAACACCUCUGCAUCCUACAAAACAUCCCUCUGAACGAAGAAACUGAUAUUUCUGACGAUUUUUGUUUUUCAACAAUAACAAUCUUGAACGGUAAUCGUCCCCCUAAGGUAUGCUGUGUACGUUCCUCAAGCAACGUUCAAUUACCAUUUCCUGAGUAUCAUGCAAACGAUAUGCUGCAUGACGGAUACGUUUUAGAAGCUCUUCUAGCUUAUGCAGUGUGCAAUGGAAACGCUCCCAUCCUACGAUACAUCCAUCGCAAGGCCAACAUCUCCAUCACCAACAGACUCAUCGCAACGAUCAUGCGACUACUUCCCAAAGAGGAAGGCGUUUGUCACCAGCAGUCGAUGUCUGCAUUCCAAUAUCUUCUUGACAAUACUACCGAUCUGGACAGUAUGGACGAAAAGGGUCGGAAUCUACUACACAUGACUGCUCAAAAUGGUUGUUUUUUCAUGUUGCAUUGUUUAAUUACUCGAGGAUUCGACCCAGCUACAAUAAACCCUACAAAUGGCUGGAAUGUGUUUCAUUAUGUCACGACCAACGAAGAUGACGAUCGUUCGGACAAGAUCUUGACAUAUUUGUUUAAAAAUUGCCGAAUGAUUUGGUUUGGUCUGUUAGAUAACAUGCUACUGUGGAAACGACCAUGCGGUAUCUAAAAGAUUCUUGAUCAACAUCAAUGACAAUCAAGGCCCGUAUGAUUUGUUGCAUUAGUUGUUUUUACUUGCCUGACGUGUACAACGAGAAGCUUUCCAAUGUUUGAAAUACAUUUGUAUGAGCAGUCCUUUAGCCUCAUUCGCCUCUUCAAUUCGAAAUAUAUUAUCACUUUUGCCAAAUUCGAAGUUUGUUUGCUGUACACAAUACCAACAGAUACCACACACUUAUUUCAAUGCAUGUUCUUUGAGACAUAUGUACUUCACCGUGGAAUCAUGAACGCCUCCUUUUGAGGUCUGCCUCAGCGGAUACAUUACAGUGAUAUGAAGAUAUAAAUUAAACCAUUCUGCAGUACUUUAGUAUAGUAAAACGUAUAAUUUUAAUUACAAUAAUAUCUAAUUUUAUUAUUCAGGCUCAUAGAUCGAUCCUGUAUGAGUAUGAGUCGAUCCGUUUUAAAUGCCAAUCCAAUGUGUGUACAAAACAGUCGCGUUGUUUUAUUUGUAUUCUAAAAUACUUGAGAUAAUGGGACAGAAUAAAAAAAAACAAGAAAAUGUUAUAAUUGUUUUCAAUUUCU